Alternaria ethzedia is the source of this 450-nucleotide messenger RNA. RefSeq lists its product as uncharacterized. Gene Ontology annotation, cellular component: Ragulator complex; late endosome membrane; membrane raft. The coding region runs from base 1 to 450 and encodes 149 amino acids. Lineage: Eukaryota; Fungi; Ascomycota; Dothideomycetes; Pleosporales; Pleosporaceae. Gene Ontology annotation, biological process: cholesterol homeostasis; regulation of receptor recycling; endosomal transport. The record is from RefSeq and is a predicted model, not a curated record. The transcript has 3 exons.
AUGGGUAUCUGCUCGUCGUGCCUGGGAGGGCGAAGGACUUCUGAGUCUGAUAACUCGGAUGCCUCGCACCUACUCGGAGACCAGUACCAGCCCAACUAUGGAACAGCCAGCAGCACACACAACGCGCCCCAGCCAGACCCAGAGGAGCUUCGACGUCAACGAGAGAACCUGGAGCGUAUUUGCGCGGAAACGAAUGAGCAACUAAUCCCCGUCUCCCAACCGAGCGCCCUCCCCGAAGUCACCGAACAGCCCUCCAAGAACGACGAAUACGCACAUCUCUUCAACGAGCGCUUCAAGUCGAUACGAAGCCAGCGCCCAUCCUCCGCCGGCAACGACGACGACGAUGAGACGACAUGGCUCGAGAACGCCAUGGGCAACCAGGGCGAGGAUGAGCUGGAGCAGAUCAAGCCAGCAAAGGGAAAGCUGACGAUUCAGUUCGGUCAGCGGUAG